This is a messenger RNA of Aedes aegypti (yellow fever mosquito), 2607 nucleotides long. It is a transcript of the gene Ssrp, whose product is annotated as FACT complex subunit Ssrp1. The transcript has 5 exons. The coding region runs from base 172 to 2355 and encodes 727 amino acids. Gene Ontology annotation, cellular component: FACT complex; nucleus. Lineage: Eukaryota; Metazoa; Arthropoda; Insecta; Diptera; Culicidae. The record is from RefSeq and is a predicted model, not a curated record. Gene Ontology annotation, molecular function: histone binding; DNA binding; nucleosome binding.
CCUUUUGCAUUUCGGCAUCAAUCCGCUUCACGAUCAUCCUUGUUCUCAACAGCAAACUUUUUAGCGGCAUUCCAUCGUGUCCGCGCAACGCAUUUGCAGUUUAUUCCCGAUUUUCCAAAGUAAAAAGUUCCGUUUGUGUUCCGGCAAAUUGACCACUAGCCACCAAGCGCGAUGGAUUUCCUGGAGUACUCGUCGAUUAGCUCCGAAGUGCGGGGUGCGAUGUGCCCCGGGAAGCUGAAGAUGACCGAUACGGCGAUCGUGUUCAAGAACGAGAAAACGGGCAAGGUGGAACAGAUUAACGCGUCGGACAUUGAUUUAAUCAACUUUCAGAAGUUCGUGGGAAACUUUGGGCUGCGAGUGUUUAUGAAGAACGGACUGUUGCACCGGUUUAUCGGAUUUACGGGGGAUGAGCAGAAGAUUGCGGAUUUUGUGAAGAAGAACUACAAGCUGGAUAUGCUGGAGAAGGAGCUCUCGAUGCGGGGAUGGAACUGGGGAACGGUCCACUUCAAGGGGAGUGUGCUGUCGUUCGAUAUCGAGAACAAAACCAGCUUCGAGAUUCCGUUGAAUCAUGUUUCCCAGUGUAACAGCGGCAAGAAUGAAGUGACCGUGGAGUUCCAUCGGAAUGACGACGCCCCGGUCAGCUUGAUGGAGAUGCGAUUCCACAUUCCGACGUCGGAGUCGGCAGAGACGGAUCCGGUCGAGGCAUUCCAGGAGCAGGUCAUGAAGCAGGCUUCGGUCAUUUCCGCUACCGGCGAUGCGAUUGCCAUCUUCCGGGAGAUCCAUUGCCUGACGCCGCGUGGUCGCUACGACAUCAAGGUGUUCCAGAGCUUCUUCCAGCUGCACGGUAAGACGUACGACUUCAAGAUUCCCACCUCCUCGGUUCUGCGGCUGUUCCUCCUCCCGCACAAAGACAACCGGCAGAUGUUCUUCGUCAUUUCGUUGGAUCCACCCAUCAAGCAGGGCCAAACCCGGUACCAUUUCCUGGUGACCCUUUUCCAGAUGGACGAGGAAACCAACAUCGAGCUGCCGUUCACGGAGGAAGAGCUCAAGGAGAAGUACGAGGACAAACUGACGAAGGAACUAUCCGGACCGGUGUACGAAGUCCUCGGCAAGAUUAUGAAGGUGAUCAUCAACAGGAAGCUGACCGGGCCGGGUACUUUCAUCGGUCAUUCCGGAACUCCGGCGAUUGGUUGCUCAUACAAGGCCGCUGCCGGCUACCUCUAUCCGCUGGAGCGAGGUUUCAUCUACGUGCACAAACCGCCGGUCCACAUUCGGUUCGAGGAAAUCGCCUCUGUGAACUUUGCCCGUAGCGGAGGUUCAACCAGAAGUUUCGAUUUCGAGAUCGAACUCAAAACCAGCACGAUCUAUACGUUCAGCAGCAUCGAAAAGGAGGAAUACGGCAAGCUGUUCGACUUUAUUUCGUCGAAGAAACUGCACGUCAAGAACACCGGCAAGGACGGCAAGAACAACUACAAGGAGGACUUUGCCGACUCGGACAACGAAGGCGAACCGGAUGCCUAUCUGGCGCGUGUCAAGGCCGAAGCCAAGGAGCGAGACGAUGAUGACGAUGGAAGCGAUUCGGAUGAGUCGACCGAUGAAGACUUCAACCCGAACCAACAGGAGUCGGACGUGGCCGAUGAGUUUGACUCGAACGUGGAAUCCACCUCGGAGGAUGACUCUGAUGAGGGAGGCAGCGGAAGUGGUUCGGAUGGCGGUGCCAAGAAGGCCGAGAAAAAGAAGGAAAAGAAAGAGAAGAAGGAGAAGAAGGUACGUAAAGAGAAGAAGGAACGCAAGGAAAGUAAACCCAAAAAGUCUAAAUCGGGAGGUCCGAAGCGUCCGGCGACAGCCUUCAUGAUUUGGCUGAACGCCACUCGGGAGAGCAUCAAGAAGGAUAACCCUGGCAUUUCGGUGACGGAAAUCGCCAAGAAGGGUGGCGAAAUGUGGAAGGAAAUGAAGGACAAGUCCGAGUGGGAGGGAAAGGCAGCGAAGGCCAAGGAAGAGUACGCCGAAGCUCUGGCCGCGUACAAGGCCUCCGGAGGUGGCGGAAGUGACGAUGAGGGUGGCAAGGGCAAAGCUGCCAAGAGGAAGAAGGAAGCGGCCACGCCAAAGAAGUCCAACGCCUCACCAAUGAAGGGUAGUGGUUUCAAGAGUAAGGAAUACAUCUCCGGCGAUGAUUCAUCGAGCAGCGACGAUGACAAGAAGGAUUCGAAGAAGGCCAAGAAGGGCUCUGAUGACGAGAAGGAGAAAAAGUCCACUGAGAAGAAGAAAUCAAAGAAAUCCGAUUCAGAAUCGGAAGCGUCCGGCAGUGGAUCUGAAGAGGAGGAGGAGGAGGAGGAGGAUGCAGGCAGUGAUUAAGUUACGUUCGAUUGCUGAAGACACGUGGCACAGAGUGGCUAACUGUCUGGAGCAUUUAUCCUAAUCUACUACAACAUCUCUAUUGAAAUGAAACUCUUCGCCGGCUUUGAACGAUUGGAUGAAUGAUUGUUGGAACUACGAUCCUGAGGAUUUAGUAUUAGAAGAGGACAUGCUCGUUUUACAUUGCUUUCUUUUACAUUAUUGUGUAAGGUUAAUUAUAGGCUAACAAUGGAUCACUUGUACAAACUCCAA